AUGACAGAAGAAGUAAUUUCAACUGGUUCCACUAAAAAUCAAGUUAGUGGAUCCUAUCCUCAACCUGCUGUAAAGAAAAAGAGAAGCCUUCCUGGAAACCCAGAUCCUGAAGCUGACGUGAUAGCCUUGUCCCCGAAGACUCUAAUGGCCACCAACAGAUUCUUGUGUGAAAUAUGUGGAAAGGGUUUCCAGAGGGAUCAAAACUUGCAACUGCACAGAAGAGGGCACAACCUUCCAUGGAAGCUGAAGCAAAGGAGUAGCAAAGAAGUGCGAAAACGCGUUUACGUGUGCCCUGAAAAGGGCUGCGUUCAUCACCAUCCAUCGAGGGCUCUCGGAGACCUAACUGGCAUAAAAAAACACUUUUGUCGAAAGCAUGGGGAGAAAAAGUGGAAGUGUGAGAAAUGCUCUAAACGAUAUGCUGUGCAAUCAGAUUGGAAAGCUCACUCCAAGACUUGUGGUACUAAGGAAUACAAAUGUGAAUGCGGGACUAUAUUUUCAAGGCGAGAUAGCUUCGUCACUCACAGGGCAUAUUGUGAUGCCUUGGCCGAGGAAACAGCAAGGGUAAAGGCAGCAUCUCACGUGGAAAACCAUGCAGGCCAUGUCAAUUAUCAGUUCUCACUAGGACCUAAUAUGGGGCAGCAUUUCUCUUCCAUCUUCGAGCCAAUUUCAUGCAACUCUCAAAAAAUUAAUGAUCCAAUGACAAGAGGCAUUUCACUGUGGAAUAUGAGCAAGCAGACUCCCCUAAGUCAAGAAACACUGUGCAAAAAUCUCCAAGAAAUGCACCAAAUGGGAAUUUCUGUCAGUUCCUUAGGCGCAAUAUACAGUUGUACUGAUCCACUUUUUAAUCCCUGCCCAUCUAACCCUCCUGCACCAACCACUACUUAUCAGUUGAAUUGGGAUUUUGCGAAAAGUCUUAAUUCCUCAAAAGCUGCUGAUGAUCAGUUAAGCUGCAAUUCACUUCCUUUGAAUAAUAUCAAUGUUAAAGAUGUGGGAAAUCAUCAACUUGCUGGGAGUGUUCCAUCCUUGUUUAGCACUCAACAUCAAUCCCACCAUCAAUCAUCAGCAGCAAACAUGUCUGCAACAGCUUUAUUGCAGAAAGCUGCCCAAAUAGGAGCCACCACAACUGACCCAUCACUCGUAGGAAACUUUGGCCUCAAGUGCACUGAAAUUCCAGUCCAAAAUGCAGUAACUACUGGUCUUGGAAGUGAUUUUUCUGCAUUCAAUCAGCUUCAAAUGUACCCCUCUAUGCGCCACCAUAUACAGAAUCAAGAUAAUAUCAGAGAGGGAGAAACUAGGGAUUUUCUUGGUGUGGGCAUACAGUCCAUCUGCCAUCCAUCAUCAAUCAAUGGAUGGAUAUGA
Messenger RNA from Fraxinus pennsylvanica, 1359 nucleotides. The record is from the annotation of a GenBank genome assembly. Lineage: Eukaryota; Viridiplantae; Streptophyta; Magnoliopsida; Lamiales; Oleaceae.